Messenger RNA from Microthlaspi erraticum, 972 nucleotides. The record is from the annotation of a GenBank genome assembly. Lineage: Eukaryota; Viridiplantae; Streptophyta; Magnoliopsida; Brassicales; Brassicaceae.
AUGGCAAACGAAGCUGAUAACAAGUUCACAUGGCUCAUUAAGAAUUUCUCCUCUUCGGAUGCUGACCAUAUCUAUUCUAGUCAAUUCGUGAUCGGUGACUGCAAAUGGCGUCUUCUCGCAUACCCCAAAGGAGAUAAGAAGGAUAGAGCCUGUUUGGCUCUGUAUCUUGUGGUUGCUGAUUCCAAAACUUUGCCUUUAGGAUGGAGAAGACACACCAAAUUCUCCAUCACUUUAGUGAAUCAAACCUCAGAAAACCUCUCCCUACUCAAAAAAGCGCAACACUGGUUUGAUGAGAAAUCUCACGCAUUGGGCUACUCAGCAAUGCUUCCCCUUGCCAAACUCCAUGACAAAGAUGGCGGCUUUGUGGUCAACGGACAAGUCAAAAUCGUUGCCGAGAUUGACGUGCUUGAGGUUAUUGGCAAACCAGUUGAAUCUGAAGACUCGAACCAACAACAGCCUGUGAAGAAGGUGAAGCGAGAGGAUGAUACUGAUUUGCUCAACAUGACUCCACCAACAGUCACCGAAAGCAUUGACGUCAAUGGCUUUCAAGUUUUCCCUUCACAGGUGGAAUUGGUGAGCCGUGUGUUUAGAAAGUACCCAGAGAUUGCAACAGAUCUUCGAGCAAAGAACGAACCUUUGAGGACAGCAUGCAUGUAUGUCCUCCUAAGCCUGAUCGAGAUACUGUGCAAGUCGAUGGAAGAGUUCUCCGAGGAUAACAUGGUGGAAGCUGAGGAUGCACUAACGUACCUGAAACAUUCGGGGAUUAAGGUGGAUCGUUUGGAGCAGAAACUGGAUGAAGUAAAGGCAAAGAAGAAGGGAGAGAUAGAUAGUGAGAUUCGGAUUCAAGAAUUGGAGGAAGAGCUAGAGGUUUUCAAGCAGAAAUGCUCAGACAUAGAAGCUCAGAUGGAGAUUGAGAAGUCCAAGGUGUUGGCCAACAGAGCUCCUGCUCUAACGCUUGAUGAAGCUGCCUGA